CGAAGACUGGGUUGGCAAGAUAUCAAUCCCAACUAGUGCUGGAUGACUCCCUUAUAAUUUACACCGCGUUAUCUUUGCCCAGGUCUGACGUCCUCUCUCACCGGUCAGUCAAUAAGAACGACGGACGUCGUACAUACGUGAUAUAAAUGAGACCGGGAAAACCCAAUGCGACCCGAUGGGCAUGCUUGAGAUCGCACGAGGGACUGGAGAACGAGCCUUCCAGUACCUUGCGUACACCGAGAAUAAAUAUAGUACUUUAGGACUGACCUCGUUACUUCUCGGGCCCAUUCAUUCUUUGCUUUUUUUUUCUCUCAUCUUUCCUCUUCUCCCCCCUCCUCUUAUGCCCUAUUUUUCUUUUUUUUUCUUUAGUCACUUUUGACGGACACACGGCAUGCGUCCAUUCGGAGAGAGGGCGCGUCGGGAUAGGCCGUGUCAGGUCCGGUCCAGGUCGGACAUGGAGACCAACUCGCGCUGCUCUUUCUGUUUUGGCCUUCCCCCCCUUUAACCCACUGAACCGUCCUAGUGUAAUGUCGUAUUCCUGCAGCACGUUAACCCGCUGACUACAGGUAAUGGAGUUGAGCAACGACGAUGAGUCGCGGACUCAGCCGGUCGAUAUCCCUAGAGAGAGAAGGUGUAUCCCGUCAUUGCGACAGCGACAGGCUUGGCUGCAUGGGGUGUCAAGAUUUCAUUGCUGGAGCCCACUUUUUUCUAUUCUUUUUUUCAAGUCACCUGCCGCCGUCAAUUGGUGUAUGAUCUCUUAGUUUGAGAUGAUUAAAAGAAAAGAAAAAAGUGACUAGAGAUCAGAGACUAGAUAUUGGUGAACGAAAGAGAAUGGAUAGAGAAGAGGUGGGGUGCGAUAAGUUGGGGAGGGG
This is a messenger RNA of Aspergillus candidus, 872 nucleotides long. RefSeq lists its product as uncharacterized. The record is from RefSeq and is a predicted model, not a curated record. The transcript has a single exon. NCBI's taxonomy places the organism in Eukaryota, Fungi, Ascomycota, Eurotiomycetes, Eurotiales, Aspergillaceae. The annotation marks the transcript as partial.